UGCAUCGCCCGCUCCCUCCUGUGCUGUGAAAGCCACGGUCUGCCCACACCGUCCACGUCACACUCAUCAUAGUCGUCCAUGUCGCCCCAUAGAGCUGCUGAUGUUGCCCUCGAUGUCGCCUCUCCCAUCCUUGACCUGGCUGGCGAUGCCCUAGGCCUUGCCCCGGUGCCUGGCCUAUCUCUCGUCGCAAAGGGGCUCGGGGCGCUCGUCGAGAGAGUCAAGAUUGUUCGAGAAAACAAGGGGGCACGCAGUGCCUUCCUAGCUCAGGCAGACGCGCUGAAGGCUGUUAUUGAUACAACGCCGGUAAAUGUGAAGGCCGUAGUCGCCGGGUACGACGGCAGUGCGCAGGAUAAGAAAGAGCUAUUGGACAAAAUCGAGCACUCUGAUGAUCUGCAGAAGCGGAUAAGAGAUUUGAAGAGCACAAUUGAAGACCUUCAAGGGCGUGCGGAAGAGCUAAAGGGCGGGAAGGGGUUCCGCGGGUUUUCGAAAGGACUCGUCUACGGGUCUCGGGACCAAGCGAUUCUUUCAGACAUGAGGGAAGAGCUGGCAAGGGCAUUAGAACUCUUCAAACUCGGCGGCUCAAUAUCCAUCGAGAACAUCCUCGACAAGGUUGCGCAGGAUACGAAGCAUAUUCAACAUCAGUUACGGGAAAAUCAACGUCAGCUACGGGAGAAUCAGCAUCAACAGCAGGAAGCUGAGGACAAGAGGAUUAUCGACUCCAUUCCUCGAGCAGACGCAGGCUAUCGGUCGGUAGACGAACUCAAGAGCGGAUUCACGCAAGGCACGCGGGAAGAGCUAUUCGAGGAGCUAGAGCAGUGGUCGGCUGGUCGAUUCCCCAAGGACAAGCCCAAGCGAGUCUGCUACCUCACUGGCGGGGCAGGCCUAGGGAAGUCGUCGAUUUCCCACCAACUUUGCGUCCGCCAUGACACAGCGGAGCAGCCUUCGCUCGGGCUCGGCGCUUCGUUCUUCUUCGUCCGUGGUAGCGGGAACCUCGAGGAUGCUCACUUCGUCUUUUCGACUAUCACACGCCAGCUUGCCGUCUCUCAACCGACCCUUCGCCCCCACAUCGUCAGCACCGCACGUGAGUAUCUCAAUCACGGCGACCGGCAGCAGAUGCAACACGCGUUCGGCGGGCUCCUUCGGAAGGCUCUCAUCGCCGCUCCCGCGGACCAAGCCCCGACGCUGAUCGUCAUUGAUGGGAUAGAUGAAUGCAAGGACAGGAGGCUAGUUCCCGAGCUACUUCGAUGCUUGUUCAGUCUCGUCCGCGAGUUACCGUGGCUGUAUAUCUUUGCCGCAUCGCGCCCGGAACCCCAUAUACUGUCGGUGCUCGCAUCUCCCGACUGCACCGAUGUUGUUAACCACAUGCGACUAGAGGACGCAGCGGACAGUGACGGUGAUGUCGAGCAUUACCUGAAGGAGACCGUACCGAAGAUACCCUCCUAUGCCGAUUACCUCAGCGAGCACCCCGACGCCCUCAGACGCCUCGUCUCACGUGCGGCCGGCGUAUUCAUCUUUGCCCGGAUCACUGUAAAUUUCUUGGACGAGCAUCAUAGUCAUCCGAAGGAGUGGUUUGAGCUUGUCCUCUCGGGCGGGAGCCCUGCGGCGUCGCCCCUCGAUGCGCUGUAUCUGCAGAUUCUACAAUCCUCAUUUCCCCCCGAAGACUUGCGCGCCUUACCUUCUGAACACAAGCGUCUCCGCUCCCUCCUGCGUUUGUUGCCCUGGAAUCUCGAUGGAUAAAUGCCGAGACCGUUGCGCUUUACGAACGCGAUCUGUCAGCCGACGAUGUUUCCGACGUGGUGGACCGUCUGCGCUCUGUGUUGUUGAUCGACAAGGACGGAGAUGUGAUGCCCCUCCACGCGUCGUUCGGCGAGUUCCUUGUCGAUGAGCACCGCUGCAGCGAUAUGCUCUACCAUGUGGACAAGUCUGAAGGGCACGCUUACCUUGCAUGUGCUUGUCUAGCGGCCAUGUCUUUUGAGCAUUGCACAUACUACCUGCAGAAACCAUACGCGCAGCCCCAGCACGCACGCGUCAACUUUGAUAUCGUGGUGGAUGGCUGGUGGAGACAUGUCCAGCUGGCCAAACAUACUGUGAAGCUGGAGGAGCAACUGUCUCAGUUCGUGCGAGAUAUUCGACUGGCAUUGCACAUGUGGCACGUCGUAGAAUUUAUUCCUUACUUGCGUGACUAUAGUAUACGGUGUAUAUGGGACUGUCUUCAACCUUCUGGAGCCAGGAAAGCAAUAUGCUCUGAGUUCCUCAAAUUUGGCAUUUGUGUCAAACUAUGGGCGCUCGGCGUAGUCACAUCUCCAAGCCAUGCUCCACCACAAAUCACCUCGGACGACAUAUCUCAGGCAAUCUCAAGGCUUCCGCAUGAGUAUCAAGACUUGCUUCCCGUCCUAGAUCUCACUGUCGACGACAGCCACUUGACUCGAUAUCAGGCCACCAUAGCAGAUUUUUGGACGAAAAUAGAUCGAGAUGAAGCAACCAGGGAGCUGUGGUGCAAGAGGUUAUAUUCGCAUGAGGAACGGGCUCGUUUGGCAGGUCGGAAUGCCAAUCCCUCUCAGCCCAGCAUGCCCCUCUAUAGCCCAACUGUCGCCAUCCCGUCGUCUCCAUCCAUCACCUCUGUCACACCGGAGAUGGUUUCCGAACCCGCCCUGGACAGCGACACCGUCCCUUCUGCCGGAAAUGGCGGUACGGCACCUGAUAUGGCCGAUGCUGUACCAUUGCCAGUCGCUCCUCCUGACAGUAGACUUGUCGCUUGCCCUACGACCUCACAUAUUGCAGUCUCUGGCAUUCACACCAGACGUGCACCCACACCCGCAGACGAUCAACUGUCCUCCAUAUUUUCACCACCUACUCCGAGCUCUGCCGAAGAAGAGCCCACGGCACCUAGCGCGAGGGCCUCGGGAGAAGGU
Molecule: messenger RNA, 2912 nt
Organism: Phanerochaete carnosa HHB-10118-sp
Lineage: Eukaryota; Fungi; Basidiomycota; Agaricomycetes; Polyporales; Phanerochaetaceae
Exons: 8
Coding region: 532-1737 (401 amino acids)
Source: RefSeq, a predicted model, not a curated record